Molecule: messenger RNA, 300 nt
Organism: Pyricularia grisea
Lineage: Eukaryota; Fungi; Ascomycota; Sordariomycetes; Magnaporthales; Pyriculariaceae
Exons: 1
Source: RefSeq, a predicted model, not a curated record
GGUUUUUUUUUUUUUUUUUUUUUUUUUGCCUUGCCCAGAUUAGUCUGGUCUGCUCGGUAUACCUCUCGGCUCGCCUUACUAACUGUCCGUCUCAGGAAACGAGUCAGGAGUGGGAGCUUGAUGGCCAGCUCGAUGUCAGCCUUACGCUGGCUGUGGAGGGGAAGCGUGGGGUCUGCGGCGCAGAGCAGUAAUGUUUGCUCGCCGUUUCGAGUGAUUGAAGAAGACUGGUUGGUGGCGUUGGUGAGCAUAAACCGGCAGCACAAAACAAUCCUAAGCCGAGAAAGCCAUGCAAGCAUGUAA